Molecule: messenger RNA, 522 nt
Organism: Dipodomys spectabilis (banner-tailed kangaroo rat)
Lineage: Eukaryota; Metazoa; Chordata; Mammalia; Rodentia; Heteromyidae
Gene: CUNH6orf141
Product: chromosome unknown C6orf141 homolog
Exons: 1
Coding region: 1-522 (173 amino acids)
Source: RefSeq, a predicted model, not a curated record
AUGGGUGAACGAGUGAACGUCCCUCCCGCCGGGAUGGAGGCCCCGGGGCCGCCGGGGCCCGCGGGUCCCCGGGACUCUGCCGGUCGCGGGGGGCGCACGGGGUUGGUCCCGGCCCCGGCCCCUCCUGGGCGCGCCGGCGCCCGCGGGCCCGGGUGGGCGGCGGGGGCCCUGGAGCGUCUGGAUCUCGAGUCCUGGGUCCGGGAGAAAGUUCUCUUUCUUCUGGACCCUCGGCGGGGGCAGCACGCCGCGGAGGCCCCGGACCAGGGCGCGGCGGGGCUGCCCGGGGCCCGGGGCGGCGGGGGGGCCUGGGGCGGGCUGACCGCGGCCCCCCGCCCACCCCGGGCCCUCGGGACCCCGGGCCCGGCCCCCGCCGCCGCCCCGGCCCGGGGGCUGCUGGUGCGCGUGGAGGAUUACCGGGAGACGCGGGAGGUGGUGCGCGCCGCGGGGGCCCGGGGCCGCGCCACGGCCUGCACCGAGGAGCGCGCGCUGACCGCCGUCACCUUCCGAGCCGGCCGGGACUGA